Suillus paluster is the source of this 162-nucleotide messenger RNA. RefSeq lists its product as uncharacterized. Gene Ontology annotation, cellular component: cytoplasm; nucleus; centrosome. Lineage: Eukaryota; Fungi; Basidiomycota; Agaricomycetes; Boletales; Suillaceae. The annotation marks the transcript as partial. Gene Ontology annotation, molecular function: ATP binding; protein kinase activity. The record is from RefSeq and is a predicted model, not a curated record. The transcript has a single exon. Gene Ontology annotation, biological process: chromosome segregation; protein phosphorylation.
AUCUUAAUGUCUCCUGAGCUGUUGCAAGAACGAGCCUACGAUUCCAAGUCUGACAUCUGGUCACUUGGCUGUCUCAUAUACGAGCUUUGCGCACUGAUGCCGCCAUUUCAUGAAGCUAUGACUCAUGCAGAAUUGAGUAUAUUUAUACGGUCAGUUGCAUAA